AUGAAGACAAUUAAGAGUACUGGAUAUUUUCCAAUCACGUCAAGCUUUGUCCGCCUACUAACAUGUGCAGUUAUAUUCGUGACUCUAGUAGACCAAAGUGAAAAGACAACUGGUCAACGAAAGAGGAUUGUCAAUAUCAUUGACCACUUACUAAUUAAUAAAAAGCCCGAUGAAGAUCUAAAAUCCGCAGUUGUAACUUUUCGUGCGUUAAUGCAAGACCGACCUAUUACUUUCAACAUGGCUGAUUUUGUCAAUGUAAAUUACUCUUUUCUCGUAUCACUUACUUCAGUACUAGUUACAUACACGAUCAUAUUAUUGCAAAAUGUGAAUUAA
Messenger RNA from Arctia plantaginis, 333 nucleotides. The record is from the annotation of a GenBank genome assembly. NCBI's taxonomy places the organism in Eukaryota, Metazoa, Arthropoda, Insecta, Lepidoptera, Erebidae.